Messenger RNA from Suillus plorans, 837 nucleotides. RefSeq lists its product as uncharacterized. Lineage: Eukaryota; Fungi; Basidiomycota; Agaricomycetes; Boletales; Suillaceae. The transcript has 2 exons. Bases 145 to 654 code for a protein of 169 amino acids. The record is from RefSeq and is a predicted model, not a curated record.
GAAGCGCGUGCCUCCAUCAUUUGUGGCGACCGGACUGGGUCACCUGGGUGCAGGGAAAGGCAAAACGCUCUUGGGUGUCGACAGCGAGCUCGAGCUUGCUCAUAAGCUUCGUCCCUGCAACGGCCAACCGCACCACUAUUUCUGAUGACAAAGCCACACGAGCAGGUGCACUCGAAGCCUUGCAGCAGAAUACCCGGGUGCACCUUGCUUGCCAUGGCAAGCAGGACCCUGCGCAGCCUUAUAAUUCACGAACAUCUGACGCUGCUCGAUAUCGUGGAGAAACAUCUUCCGCAUGCCGAGUUUGCGUUCUUAUUAGCUUGUCAUACUGCUGUAGGCGAUGAGGAGACGCCCGACGAAGUGGUCCGCCUAGCAGCUGGUAUUCAGUUUUCAGGGUUCAAGAACGUCGUUGGCACACUUUGGGAGGUCGACGAUGCUGUCGCGAAACACGUCGUCGAGGCUUCUACGUCGCCCAUGCUCAUGAGCACACAAUCACUCCUUCUCAUCCUUGCAGUCUGUUCCACAAACCUAGCAUACCCCAUAAGCGGGAUCGAUGUAGAAGGUGCUGUGACAAGCCAUGAAGCUAUCCUGAUCGACGUUGGUCUAGUGUGCCGGAAUAUGGACGGAAAGGAUGUCGGCCAGGUGCAUGGAUGCUGAGCGCUGAGCGCUGACUCCAUGACAUGAAUUGUAUGCCAUACAAUUGAGCCAUGCCUGGAAUCUAGAGGUUCCUGUAGUGAUGACAAGUCACACUGCAGUACCGACAAGGGGUUCAGAAUGUGUCGGAGUUCGAUUAUAUGAUUCUGCCGAACGUUGGCCGAACGACGUAAUAUGCAAUUAGCA